GGCAUGUAUGAAUCAUAGUGUUGUAACUACUUUGAUUGAAUUGACUGUAUCGAUAACUGCGUUAUGCGUUAGUUACGUUUCUGAAUACCUGUUGCUGGAAGGACAACCAAUUACUACCUAUGGCUUUACAAGAUGUCUGUGGAUUUCAGGACAAUCUCAAUCAUCACAGGUGGCACACUCCUGACUCAGUCUCUAGGGCUAUGGAGCAUAAUCCUCCAAACUUGGAUACAACCAAUGGGCAAAAUCUUGGAUGGCAAUCAUGCAAAUCAUCUGACAGAUAUGGGGGGUUCCCACUGCACUUUUUCAUACCAACCCCACAAAGCUCUGUUCAAUUGAACAGACUUUCAUCCGCUUUCUCCACUUCUUCUCCUUCGCGUCCCGUUCAGCGUCCGUUCCCACUGUGCCACGGCACCACUACCUUGGGGUUUGUUUUUCAGGGGGGUGUUAUCGCUGCAGCAGAUACCCGUGCCAGUGCAGGUGGGCUUGUUGCUUGUCCAUCCGUCCAGAAGCUAAUGCCCCUCCACUCCCAUUUGGUGGUGGCCUCCUCGGGCAGUGGUGCAGACUGCAUGCUGUGGGAGCGGAUCUUGGCCAGGGAGAUACGUCUCUACCAACUACGUCACCACCGCCGCCUAUCCAUUGGUGGCUCUGCCAAGCUCCUCUCUCAUAUGCUGCACCCCUUUAAAGGUACUGAAGUGUGUGUGGCUGCCACGCUUUGUGGCUGGGAUGAGGAGGUGGCAAAGGUGGCCAGUUCUGAUAGGUUAGAACCAGAGGUGCCAGGAAGUGGCUCCUUAGCAACAAUGCCUCUCAAAAAGACUGAAGAGUCUGAAAGGCAAGGUGUUAUUCAAGAUGGCCUGGCGCAAGGUGUUUGUGAUGGAGUGGGACAAGUGGGGACCAACAUUGGACCGUCACGGUAUCCUGCCAGUGGUCGUUAUGGCCCCAAGGUGAUUUAUGUGUGCAGUGAUGGUGCCCGUCUGCAGGGAGAUCUUUUCUCAGUUGGCUCAGGCUCUCCUUAUGCGUAUGGAGUGUUGGAUGGAGGCUUUAGCUGGAGCUUGAGUGAAAAGGAAGCAUUUUCCCUGGCCAGAGAGGCAGUGUUCAGAGCCACACACAGGGAUGCCUACUCAGGGAACAGUGUAGACCUGUAUCACAUAACUGCCCAGGGAUGGAGCCGAAGAGAUAGAGAGGACCUCAAAGAGGAAUACUACAGAAAGAAGGAGGGGUUGAGGAAGAGAGUGCAAGAAAGAAUAGAUGAGACAAAAAUGUAAGGGGUUUUGGCUGGGAUUGAAUGGGGAAGGCUACAUAUUAGAUGUUGAAAGGCUUGGGUGAUUAUUGUGCAAUCAAUCAAUGUAGAUGCACACAUCUGCUUAAAAGUGGAUGUACUCUUUUUUUACAUAAAUGAGAAAAGGAAAAUAACGGGGAA
Hypomesus transpacificus is the source of this 1417-nucleotide messenger RNA. It is a transcript of the gene psmb11a, whose product is annotated as proteasome 20S subunit beta 11a. Lineage: Eukaryota; Metazoa; Chordata; Actinopteri; Osmeriformes; Osmeridae. Gene Ontology annotation, cellular component: proteasome core complex. The coding region runs from base 120 to 1262 and encodes 380 amino acids. The transcript has a single exon. The record is from RefSeq and is a predicted model, not a curated record.